Molecule: messenger RNA, 633 nt
Organism: Lottia gigantea (owl limpet)
Lineage: Eukaryota; Metazoa; Mollusca; Gastropoda; Lottiidae
Exons: 2
Coding region: 1-633 (210 amino acids)
Source: RefSeq, a predicted model, not a curated record
AUGUUCUUCCAACCCAUACCAGCUAAAGAUAAAAUUACCUUUACGAACAAAAAAGAAAUAGUUAAAGCCGGUGGACGAAUUAUUAAAAUAUUAGAUGGUAUAGUAUACGAAGAAAAUUUUAGAACUCCACCCUAUAGAGAUGAUAUUUUAAUUUUGAGAGAUCUAACAAAUAAAUAUAAACAAGAAGGUAAUAUCGUAGGUAGUAAUUGUAUGAAAUUAUUAGGUAAUUCAUUGUAUGGUAAAUCUAUUCAGAAGGAUAUAACUACAUCGAGACAUUUAUGGAGUGAAGCAACUUUAAAAGCCAACUUCGAUUCACACGUCAAAAGCUAUCCUAAAGUAAAUGAGACUCAAUAUAUCGUUGAGAUAAAUGAAGAAGAAAAGGAAUUUGACUGUACACCUCCUAAAUGUACACGACUAACAGCUAGCCAUUUGGGAUCAUUCGUAUUAUCUCACAGUAAGAAAAUAAUAAAUAAUUUUAUUCACGUAAUAGAUGGAUUUUAUAAGCCGGAAAUAUACUAUACAGAUACUGAUAGUUUAUACAUUUCGUCUUGCAAUUGGGAUAAAUUAGCUGAAGCUGGGUUGGUGUCCGAAAAUGAUUAUUGUAAAGGAAAGAAUGAUUACGAUGAUGGUUGA